AUGUUUGUUCGUAUUGUUAUCUUUCCAAUAAUUGUUAUUGUCUUAGUAAAUGGAUUAAUUCCAUCAUCAACAAUUGAAAAUGAUUUAAAUGAAUUAAUUAAAUUACAUAAAGAAUUUCUUAAUCGAUCACCAAUCAUACCUGCUCGUCAAGCUUAUGAAGUUCGAUGUCGUGCUGUGGUUGAAUGUUGUCCAGAUGAACAAGAAAAUAUUUUUACUUUAUUUAGUGAAGGUCAAUUUAAUGAAAAAUGUUUAUCUAAUGGAACAAAAACGAAUACAUCAUCUCUUUCAUUAUUAUGUAUGUCAACACUUCGUCAAUUAAUUCAAUUAACAAAAGAACCAAUUUAUAAUCGAUAUUUUCAAGUUCUUGGUAAUAAUACAAAUCGUUUUAAUCGAAUAAAAACAUGGAAAAAACAAAUGAAAAUGGUUUGUUCAAAUGAUGAACUUUAUGCUUUUUAUUGUGAAAGAAAUAAUAUUGAAAAAUUUAAAUCAUGUCAAAGAAAAGUUUUAAAAAUGAUUGCCAAAGAAAAUAUUGAUGAUGAUGGAAUUAUUUAUACAACAUAUGUUUCACGAUGGGAACAAGAAUAUGCUAUUGAUAAUCAGAAACUUGCAAAAGCUUUUCCCAAUAUUUAA
Molecule: messenger RNA, 630 nt
Organism: Rotaria sordida
Lineage: Eukaryota; Metazoa; Rotifera; Eurotatoria; Philodinida; Philodinidae
Source: the annotation of a GenBank genome assembly